Molecule: messenger RNA, 1799 nt
Organism: Brassica oleracea var. oleracea
Lineage: Eukaryota; Viridiplantae; Streptophyta; Magnoliopsida; Brassicales; Brassicaceae
Product: nucleolar protein 56-like
Exons: 7
Coding region: 73-1590 (505 amino acids)
Cellular component (GO): small-subunit processome; box C/D methylation guide snoRNP complex
Molecular function (GO): snoRNA binding
Source: RefSeq, a predicted model, not a curated record
CAAAAAAGCUGCAUAAAUACUCUGCUCUCGACUUCCCAGAGACGGCUAUAGAGUUUUAGCUUCAUCUACACAAUGUCCAUGUAUCUUCUCUACGAAUCAUCUUCCGGGUACGGCCUCUUCGAGGCACACGGCCUCGAUGAGAUAGGACAGAACACAGAGGCGGUUCGAAGCUCCGUCUCGGACCUUAGUCGCUUCGGGCGUGUCAUCCAGCUCACUGCUUUCCACCCAUCCGAGUCUGCACUCGAUGCUUUAAACCAAAUCAACGCCGUCUCCGAAGGGUACAUGAGUGAUGAGCUGAGAAGCUUUCUGGAGUUGAACCUUCCGAAAGUGAAGGAAGGCAAGAAGCCCAAGUUUAGCUUAGGAGUCUCUGAGCCAAAGAUCGGAUCUUGCAUCUUUGAAGCCACGAAGAUUCCUUGCCAGAGCAAUGAGUUUGUCCAUGAGCUUCUCAGAGGUGUUCGUCAGCAUUUUGAUAGGUUCAUCAAAGACCUAAAGCCUGGUGAUUUGGAGAAAGCGCAGCUUGGGCUAGCUCACAGCUACAGCAGAGCAAAGGUGAAGUUCAAUGUCAACCGUGUGGACAACAUGGUCAUUCAAGCGAUCUUCCUGCUCGACACGCUUGAUAAGGAUAUCAACUCCUUUGCCAUGAGAGUCAGAGAAUGGUACUCGUGGCACUUCCCUGAGCUAGUGAAGAUAGUCAACGACAACUACCUUUACGCCCGAGUCUCAAAGAUGAUUGAGGACAAGUCAAAGCUCUCUGAAGAACACAUCCCUAUGCUUACCGAAGUCCUUGGGGAUGAAGACAAGGCGAGAGAAGUCGUUGAAGCUGGAAAAGCAUCUAUGGGCCAGGAUCUAUCACCACUUGAUCUGAUCAACGUCCAGACCUUUGCUCAGAGAGUGAUGGACCUAGCUGACUACAGAAAGAAGCUCUACGACUACCUCGUUGCUAAAAUGAGCGACAUUGCUCCAAACUUGGCUGCAUUGAUCGGAGACAUGGUUGGUGCUAGGCUGAUCUCGCACGCUGGGAGCCUGACGAAUCUCGCCAAGUGCCCCUCUUCAACUCUCCAGAUUCUCGGCGCUGAGAAGGCGCUUUUCAGGGCGCUGAAGACGCGUGGGAACACGCCCAAGUACGGUCUUAUAUUCCAUUCUUCGUUCAUGGGACGCGCGUCUGCUAAAAACAAGGGGCGUAUUGCUCGUUACCUCGCAAACAAGUGCUCCAUUGCUUCACGGAUUGAUUGUUUCGCUGAUAGCAGCACUACAGCUUUCGGUGAGAAACUUAGGGAACAAGUGGAGGAACGGCUAGAGUUUUAUGACAAAGGUGUUGCACCGCGUAAGAAUGUGGAUGUGAUGAAAGAAGUGAUGGAGAAUCUUGAGAAGAAAGAUGAGGGAGAAGUCAAAGCUGUGGAGGGUUCAGAGAAGAAGAAAAAGAAAGAGAAGAGGAAGGCAGAGGAGAAGGAUGAGGAAGUAGAAGAAGAAGAGGAGAAGUCAAAGAAAAAGAAGAAGAAAAGCAAAGUAGUAGAAGAGGAAGUGACAACAGAUAAUGGUAACAGCAAGAAGAAAAAGAAGAAGAAAACGAAGUCGCAAGAUGUUGAGUAGACCAAGACAAAUUUUUUUUUUUUUGGUAGUGUAGAAGUUUUUCUCCCACAUGGCAAAGCUCUCUGUUUUUUUUUUUUAAUUUAUAAACAGCUUAAAACUCAUAGCAACUUAUAUCGGAUGUUUUUAGACUAGUUGUGUCUUAAGUCUUAACAAAUGUUGUAAUCUUUUGUUGGAAAUCUUGCAAUGGAUCAUCACAUUUGGGACGUAAA